AGCAAAUUGAUAUAGCCACCCAUCUCACCGAAGCGACUCUGGGCAGUGUACAACAGUCAGAUAAAAAGACAAAUCUAUUCUACCUCUUAUUCAGCAAAGAGGCUUUACAUGAAGCCAGUGUUUCACUGAAACCAGGUUUUAGCUCCUGAUCAAAAGUGAGCUGAUAAUGCAACCUUUAAAAUGCUCCACGGCCCAUCAAUUUCACACAAUCGCACGCAACUCCUUUCAAAUGCAAGAAUGUCGGAAAAUUCCCUACAGGGCUCCAACAGUGCAGCUUAUAAAAUUAUAGACUAGUUUUUCCUAAAAUGAAGCAAUAGGAAAACACUUAUCUGCUGCUUUAGGCAUUUGACAGUCAUCAGUAGCAAGUCUUCUAGGCUAACAGUCUAUGAAUUUUCUCCUGAUUUAUUCUAUACGGAUGAAUUUGAGCUAUGAUCUGUGCUGGUGGAUUCAGCUCAUGUUUGAAAGUUUUAAUGCUGAAAACAGAAGCAUUAUAAUGAUUAAAUUCCAUUGAUUUAAAAUGAUUGGGCCAAUAAUAAAUACAUUAAUCUGGGCCUAAAUGUCAUCCGUUCGUCCAAAUGUUCCCUCUACUGGGAAUUAAGUGUGGUUUACAGGGAACUUUAUGCAGCCAGAAACAAAAAAAAUAUGGAUUUUUCAACACCAUUAUAACACUUCCAUAUCAGGACCUUGGAUAAAAUACUGUUCACGCUACAGAAAUGCAGCCUCAUUUUACUGGUUACUAGCAACCCAAAUGGGACCACAUAAAAAACAAGAAAGCCUCAUUAACUGGUGCAAGUCACCAAGGACCACUGACAGAAUUCAUUAAAAGCCUUUUCACCCCCAGCAUGUUUAAGCAUUACCUUCUCGGCCAAAAAAAAUGGAACGCUGGGCUUCAAUUUGCUUUGCUGCUCUACCUGGAACCCAAUGCUGCUGAGUUGAUUUUGUAUUUUAUUAUACUGCAGACGUCUACAGUUAUCUCUUCAAUAUGUGUUUUAUCUGGGGACAAUGCCGGAGGAAAACAGUUUGUGAGUGGCACAGAACUGUACUUUCAAAUAGAAUAAUUCAGGGACGCUGGGAGUUGCUAAGAAGGAGCUAAGUCGCAAAAGGAAUUAUUUAUGAACCAAUGGCUGCAAGUUUCAUAAGGGGUAAUUUGGAGGUAUUUGGCAGGAUAGCAAUAUCUUAUUUGAGGAAGGAAGUCCAGUCGGAUAUUCUGGAGCAGGACAACGCUGGGGAAGAACAAGGAGGUGGAGGGUCAAUACUUCCAGAGUUGAGAAAAUACAAAUUACUAAUUUUUAGUAGUCUCUAGAAUUCCUGGAACUUUCCAUUAUGUGGGCAGAAAGUUGUGGCAGGGCUAAACGUGAAAUGUGGCGUGGACUAGCCCACCAAUAUUCAAGUUGUGUUUGGGUUGGUCUUCACGGGAGGCAUUAUGACAUUCUACAUUUUCUUUGCUCUACUGGAAAAAAGGUUUAAAGUGGAAUCCAAUUCAGUUCCAAGCUGUGACUGCAUACAUUCAAUUUCAUUUUAGCUAUUGUUCCACCAACCAGAACUACCAGAUUCCAAGCAAUCUUGAAAACAGAAUGUAAAACAGUCAUUGUCCCUUACUUAGCUGUUCCUUCUAUAGCCAAUGAUUAAAUGUUUAGGCGUGAGUCUAACACCUAAAAAUACAGUCCCUAUCUGCAACUAUUUGCCCUGCUUAUUUGUGUUAUCACUUCAACAAGGAACUGAGAUUUAAUCCAAACCAGUCCUUUUUAGCAGAAUUUCAUUCUUCUCAAUGAAAGAACUGAGCAUGAGAAGCUUCUGAUCUAUCAUGGAGUGUGCAUGAAAGACAAAGCAGAUGUAACUCUCCUAUAGUUUGUUUCAUAAUCUAUCCAUAAUAAUCCAGAUAUAUACAUAGUUCUUGAACUAUGAUUAGAAACAUACUUGGAUCACACUUCCAUAAAAAAGGCUCAGGAGAAGCGGUUUCAUUAUUUCUGAACCCUUCCCCAGUUCCCUGAAAAGCGUGGGAUUUCUAGGCAGCUUCACAGAAUGGAGAGCCCCUUUAUAACCUUCACCAAGGGCAAAGCAUGGGUAAUAAGGUUAACCUCGGGCUCCUCUCUUUGCAGAAGGCAACUCCUUCCAACCAGAGUUGGUGGUCAGCAAUGUUGCAGUGCAGACAUGCUCAGGAGUUCAGCUUUGGGCCCCGGGCACUGAAGGAUGCUCUGAUUUCAACAGAUCCUGCCCUGCAGGAGCUCUACGCUAAAGCCUUCUCCAGCACCGAGAAGCUCUUCCUGUCGGAAGCUUAUAACCCUCGCCGGACCCUCUUCUGCAGCUUGUUCAUCAGGACAGCCUUCGACUGGAUCCUCAGCCACCCAGAUGCCCCCGAGGACUUUGAAACCUUUUACUAUGCUUUGCUGAAGAAAAAGCAACGAUUCUGUCGCAAGCACAUAUAUCUGCAACCCAUAGACCUAAGUGAAGGCCCCGUUGGAAUCUCUCUCCUGGACUCCCUCCGGAGCUGUGUUGAGUCUUUCUUUCUGGGCCUCCGAGUUAAGUGCCUCCCUUCGGUCCCCAUCUCUUCCAUCCACUGCUGUUACCGUCACAAUCAGGAUUCAGACAGAGUGCAGCUUCACACAGAUGGCAUCCUGACCUUUCUGAAGAACAACAAGCCAAUGGAUGCGCUGUGUGUCCUGGGCCUCACCCUUGCUGACCUCUACCCAUGUGAGACGUGGAGUUUCACCUUUGGCAAAUUCUUGCCAGGCCAAGAAGUUGGUGUCUGUAGCUUUGCCAGAUUUUCCAGCGACUUCCCCCAGGUGGGUUGCACCACAUUAACUCCAUCUCCACGGCGACAGGAAGCUCAUGAUGAAGAAGUCGAACUAACCAGAAAGCAGACGUUGUUGUUCAACAUGCUGGAAAUGCUUCAGUGCUGCAAGGUCACGUGCCACGAGAUAUGUCAUCUGAUAGGCUUGGGGAAUUGCCGUUGGCUCCAGUGCAUCAUGCAAGGUGCUCUGAGCUUGGACGAAGUGCUGCUGCGGCCGCUAGAACCCUGCCCGAUAUGCCUUCGGAAGCUGCAGUACGUUGUGGGUUUCAAACUCAUUGAGCGCUACAGGAAACUCUACACCUGGAUGCAAACAAUUUCAUCUACCUGGCUCAGCCACGAGUCUUCAGAUCUCUCUGUGUCAGAGGACAUUUGGCCACACAGUGCAGAUUCUGGGAUGGGCUGCGAGAACGAUUCCGAGGCAAUAACCUCGCUCUCGGAGCCUUUGACCCCAGACACUUGCAGCCAAGCAGUGUCCACAUUGCAGGAUCUCGACCUGGAUGAGCAGUCAACUUCUUUGGCCAGUGUUCCAGACCAAGAACAAUUGGGUAGCACCCCCAAGCCCUUGGACAUGGUCAAGGAAUACAAACUAUGGCUUCAGAUGUGCAUUGCAGCUCUUGAAAAGGAUGUGUCGGAAGAGGAAAUCCAGAAACUGGACCAGACUGUGGAUGCUCUGACACGAUGGGAGAUGUUCACAGGACAGCUGCCUAACACGCGGAAGGAUUUACCUUUUACCAGUGACAGUCCUGGGCUGAGGAAAGUUCUGGGAGACAAAUUCUCCUCUUUAAGAAGGAAACUUAGCUCCAGAAAAUUGGCAAGAGCAGAAUCCUCCCCCCAUCGUUGGAGGUGGGAAGAAAGUUAGCUCCAUGGGACAUUUUGCCUGCUUUUAAAAAAUGAUGGAUUAAGUGUGGGUUUUGUUAGUCUUGUUUCUUCUAUUAUGCCUCUUGUCUUUUCAACUGCAAAUUCUUAUUGUUUUGUCAGAAAAAGGAACUAAGAAUUUUCCAAGUGCAAUAAAGUAAGUUUCUUUGGAUGAGGCCUGCUCCUAUCCUUCCUCCAGUAGUUCCUGGAAAGAUGAGCCCCUCUUUAAUCUACAGGGGGAGAAUAUCCUUUGUAGGGAUCCAGGUGUAGCCAUGGCUCUAGUUUAAAUGAUGGUGAUUUGCAGGUCAAGACAAAAUCCCUAUCAAAUACGGUGAACAGCCACCGUGGAAAACACAAAUGCAAACAGCUCUGCAGAAGACAGCUUUACAUGUUUAUGUAAUCAUCCUGCAAGUUAUAUAAUACUUGAUUUUUGAAAGCGUGCACUUGGGUGAGGAGCAAACUCCAUGUUGCAUAGCAUUCUCAGUUUGAGAAAAAGGAGUGGAGAAGAACCCCAUUAUUCUGCUCUCUUCUGCCAGUUGCAUCCGAUUUUCUACCUGUUACCAUUCCUAGCAAAUUCAAAUUUGUUUUCCAGAAAAUGCCACCCCUAGCCUGAACUUCUGUGGGACAGGAGAGAGGUUCUGGAAGAAGUGGGACAUUGUUAGGGGCAUUCAUCUAGCCCUUUGCUUAACUGUUGGCACUCAAAAACGUGGCUUGAAAAGCAGACUUCUCCCUCUGCUCCCACAAUGAAGCCUUUAAUUUUAUAUAGCCGUUUUAGAAUUCCAGGUCUACAAGGGAUCUUGUCUCCCAUCUCCCUACUUUGUAAUAAACCACAAGUGAGCCUAAAGUACAGAAUGCAAGCUUGAAACCAGUUCAGGCCUACCUCAGAAGAACAUUGUUUUAAGGACCCUGCUAUGAGGUGUAGAAUUAGUACUUCUGUAGACGUUGACAUAAAACAAUGAUUUGGGAAAGCCCAAGCUUCUCAAUUUUGAUUUUGCUACCUGAAGACUUCAUAAUUAAAAUAGCCAUAUACACGGCUGCUAUCAUAGACUAUAUAACAGUCAAAGAGACUUAGACAUACAUAGGGUCACACUGCACAUAUAUUGUCUGAAAAGAAAAUGAGGAAUAAGCUUAACUUGAAAAAGGAAGGAUCAGUUAUCUGCUGGAAACAUCUGUUGCCUUCCUUCUCUCAACCCCAUGUAUCCUUCAUGAAAAAGCAGUCAGUCAGACUGACUUAGCCCCAUAGCUACUCCCAGUUGAUUAAAUAUAGUUUUAAUUGCUUUUGCGACAGACCAUAAAACACACAUUACACAUUCCUGUUUGCCCGUUAAAGAAAAACGGCAAGCCUAUCUCUCAUUUGGAAAACACCAGGGGCCACUGAGGAUCAAGGAAGGCAGGAGAGAAAGAGUAUUUUAGAAAUAAGCACUUUGAUUAGAUUUCAUUUUAAAAACAUCAGCAAGGAACAGAGAAGCAAGAGCAAAAAUAAGCCUGCAUCUCCCCCAUCAGCUAGCGAAAGGGUUUGCAGCACUCCGGAGGUCGCUAUAGCAACUGUUUUCCAAGGGAAGAGAAUCUAUCUGGCACCUCUUUGAAAAACAGCUGCUGGGUCGGGGCUGAUGCUCACACUCACACAUAGGUAUUCACCUCAUGCUUUCCCGUAGUUUAAUUUGGCCCAGGGCUGAAAAUGCCUCUUGUGCAUGAGAAGCCAAAUACAUUUGUUCUUCUAUGCAGGUAGUCCUCGUUUAAUGACCGUUUGAAGUUCCAACGGUGCUAAAAAGCGACUUAUGACUGGUGCCUGAAGUUACAUCCGUCACAGCGUGCCCACGGUCACAUGAUUGCGAUCCGGGCGCUUGGCAAACAGCUCGCACUUGCUACAGUUACAGUGUCCUAGGGUCAUGUGAUUGCCAUUUGCGACCUUCCCAGCCGUCUUCCGGCAAGCAAAAUCAAUGGUGAUUCAC
This is a messenger RNA of Python bivittatus (Burmese python), 5598 nucleotides long. RefSeq names its product archaelysin family metallopeptidase 1 (gene AMZ1). Gene Ontology annotation, biological process: proteolysis. Lineage: Eukaryota; Metazoa; Chordata; Lepidosauria; Squamata; Pythonidae. Gene Ontology annotation, molecular function: metallopeptidase activity. The record is from RefSeq and is a predicted model, not a curated record.